AUGCCAGAGACCAUGGAGAUCAGUGACGCCGCGAAGUCUGGGGACGGAACUACGACCAACGUUGGCAUCAAGAUGACGGGCACCUUCCAGUGCCCGGAGUGCCGUCAGAAGUUCGACUCUGAGAAGGCGAAGCAGCUGCACUGGAAGUUCAUCCAUGACCCGAACAGGUCCCGAAUCGUUGCCGAGCUGUCGCUUGUGUCGACGUUGUCAUCGUGA
This is a messenger RNA of Symbiodinium natans, 216 nucleotides long. The record is from the annotation of a GenBank genome assembly. NCBI's taxonomy places the organism in Eukaryota, Dinophyceae, Suessiales, Symbiodiniaceae.